AUGGAACCGCAGCGUCCCUCUUGGCCUACCCCUCCCGAGUCUGUUGCCUCAUCUGCGCGCUCUCGCCGUCGCGACGCCAACUCCUCGUCCGACAGCGAGCGCGGGCCGUUUGGCAUCAGCUGCCGCAAGUUUCGCGUUGCCGCGCCGCCAGCGCGACCACUGCCUCUCGAGGCCAAAGUCGAUGAGAUUUCGAGACCUGUCAACCACGAGUUCGGUCUCACCAUCCAAGACGAAGCAUACAAACUGCUCGAGAGCUAUGGCGUUGAUCUUGGCGACAGCUGGACGGACGUAUCGGUAGUCGACCGCUAUGUCGAAGGCUACCCCGACACCAAGCAGCCAACCGUGCUCGUUACUGCCUUGUGGACGCCCACCUCACUCGAGUCGUGGCCCAAGAUCGUGACGCAGCUCAAGCAGUUUGUGGACAGGCUGACCAACAACCCAACCUGGCGCCAUGUCGACAUUGCGGUUGAAAUGCUAGCCGCUGAGCUUUGCGCCGUCAAGUAUCUGGCACCCGUUGUAGGCAACGAGAGGCUCAGCCAGGACUGGCCACAAAUCUCCGACAGGGUUACGUCUUUGCUCGAGUCCAUUCCCGAAGCCCAGAAUCGAGCAACCAGCAUCUCGCUUUUCCAUUUCGGUUACGCUUUGCCUGCCGACACAAACCCCAUUACCGUUUACAUAUCGGUCAGCUACGAUUGCCUCGAAGACAGCUGGCCGAUGAUACUUGGCAGAAUUCAGGACGAGCUGGACAAAUGGCCUCACAAGCUUGUUGCCUUCAUCGAGCAUGGCGACGGGCCUGAGCCUUUUGCCUUCCAGCUUUUGCCGCCCAAGAAGAAUUCGCCAUGGCGAAAAGGUGCUGGCAACCACUUCAGAGUUGAGCAAUCAUACCCGAAAACGGCCCAAGUUGGCGCCGACCUGUCGGUCAGCACCUACCUCCAGAGGGACGACGGGGAAACAUGCCAUCCGCCCACCGGAACUCUGGGCUGCUAUCUUGAGGUCGAUUGGGUCGAUGAGAGCGAACCAGGGUGGAAGAAGCUUGCCUUGACCAACUACCACGUUACGCGUCCAGCGUUUGACGGAUACCAGGUCAAGGUAGCCGAAUCCCGGGGGGAGCCUGGCGACACGAGAGGCAAGGUUGAUUCACCGGCACCUGGCUCCACGCUCUGGAAGCGGGAUGAAAAGGGGUUUGGGCCCGCCCAAAGCGGCCUAUCAAUCGAGCACCCGACACGAUCUUGGCACAACUUCACUGUCAGCACCAACGAUGCUGUCAUCAAGAAUCUCGCCAACUCCAUGCAGGCCACUCCAGGGGACCAAGACAUCACCGGGCUGCACCAUGAGCGGACCCAGCUUCGUCGCCAGCAUUUGGCUUUUUUCGACGGCGGCCACCACCAUCUUGGCGAGCCGUGGGCGGGGUCUGGUCUGGCGGCUCGGACCACCGGUGUCACCAGGCCAAGAAGACUGGACUGGGCCUUGGUUGAGGUGGAGGCAAGCCGUCAAGCGAGCAAUCAGCUACCCGCCCGGGACUUCUGGAUGCAAGCAUGGUCCGGCGUAGACGCCAGCACGAACCCUUUCACGCUGCAUGGCAAGCCGCUGCGUCAGGCGACAGCAGCAGAAGCGCUGAACACCUGGAAGAGCGGCCAAACCGCGUACAAGAUUGGAGCCGUCUCGGGAGUGACGGUUGGCGUCUACAACGAGUACCGCAGCGUCAUAUUCAUGGACCAUGAUCGCCACCUCUCUCCAAGCCCGUCGUACGAACACAGCUUUCUUGGCACCGAUGGUAUGGGGCCGUUUGCAACUCCUGGCGACUCCGGCGCGGUCGUUUUCAACGAGCAUGGCCAAGUCGUGGGCGUUGUUUUUAGUGGAGGCAACCCUCAACAGACUGCGAAAGGCUCGUACGCGCUGGUAACGCCAAUCGAAGACGUCUUUCGCCACAUCAAGGACCUGUCUCAAAACAGGAUCAGGGAUGUCCGGAUUGCCUUGUAG
Molecule: messenger RNA, 1980 nt
Organism: Hirsutella rhossiliensis
Lineage: Eukaryota; Fungi; Ascomycota; Sordariomycetes; Hypocreales; Ophiocordycipitaceae
Exons: 1
Coding region: 1-1980 (659 amino acids)
Source: RefSeq, a predicted model, not a curated record